Hibiscus syriacus is the source of this 615-nucleotide messenger RNA. Its product is annotated as zinc finger protein ZAT1-like. The transcript has a single exon. The coding region runs from base 1 to 615 and encodes 204 amino acids. The record is from RefSeq and is a predicted model, not a curated record. Lineage: Eukaryota; Viridiplantae; Streptophyta; Magnoliopsida; Malvales; Malvaceae.
AUGGAAGAAGGUAACGGAUUCAAGUAUGUUUGUAAGUUGUGUCCGAAAAGCUUCCCUUGUGGUAGAUCUUUAGGAGGUCACAUGAGGUCUCACAUGAAUAAUUCAGCUGAAACAGACGAGAAAUUCAUCAAGAAGAAGAAGCUUGAACCAGACAACAAUGGCUGCUAUAUUCUCAGACAGAAAACCAAGAAGAAAUGGAGUAGAUUGUCGUUUUUUGGUCACAUGAAGUGUUAUUCAUCAGACAAUUCUGGUUUUAGAUCCGAAACCAGAAAUAGAAGAAGAACAAGGUACGACGAGGUUGUCCCUGAAAAUUCAUCUUCCAUGUCUGAGAUGGAGCAAGAACAACAACAAGAGGUUGCUUUGAGCUUAGUGAUGCUUUCCAGAGGUACGGGUCAAUUGGCUUCCAUGGAUGAAACUUGUGCAAAUAGCUUGAAGAAGAUAGAAUCAAGCAAAAGAAAGUUCCAAUGCAGUGGUUGUAACAAAGAUUUUGUGUCUCACCAAGCACUGGGAGGCCAUAGAGCCAGCCACAAAAGAAUCAAUGGCGCCUGUACUCAAAAUAUUACUAGAAAGCUUGUGGAGGAAGAUGAGUCUUCACUGGUGGGACUGGGCCCAUAA